CCCUUUUAUUUUAUUUUUUUUCACCCUCUAUUGUGUAAGAAAGCCUUAUUUAUUUAUUUUUUUUAAAAGCGGAAUGAACAAUACAAGUGCUUCUGGUGUGGACUUGACGCUGAAUUCACUUACCAAAGAGAAACUAAAUAUUAUUUUGCAGCGAGCAAAGCAACUUCAAGCAGCAGGUGAAAAAGAAGAUGGCAAAAAUGAGUUUUCUCAAUUGAUGAAUCUAUUACGUCUACUUCAACAACAGCAACAGAGUCAAGUAUUGCAGCAACAUCAAGCACUGCAGCAACAUCAAGCGCUGCAACAAAAACCAGUUGUCAAAAAUGAACCACAACCACAGCUACAACAGUUACAACAACAACAGCAACAGCUACAACUUCAGUUACUUCAACAACACUUGCUACAACAAGCCAAUCACACUACGAGUCCUUCAUCGUCGAUACCAACUACACCCACUGGCAAUCUUCAAUACCAAAUGCUUGCUUAUAAUCUCUUAUCCAAUCAAUCCCAUCCACCUGAAGAAAAAGAACCACCCAAAACCAUGGCAGAACGACUGGUAGAAGCCAUUUAUCAACAAGCCGUCGAAUUCAACGCCCUCAAGAAAAAGAACACUUCACCCUUAGCCAUCACACCCUUGAUCACCAAGAACAAGGACAAUGAUCUUGUGAGUGCCUUUGACCUUUUGUCAGGCCAGCAACGAUCCCAUGCGCAUUCUUCAAGACAACAACGCUUACUCUUGCCAGAAAUUGCACCUAAGGGAUUGGAUCCUCACACUGUCUUGUCUGAACGACAAAAACGGAUUGAUCAGCGUGUUGAAGCACGUAUGGCUGAAUUAGAAGCCCAUAUGGAUGACGAGCAGCAACGACAGCCCUUGGGAUAUCUUUUAGCUGAAUACUAUCAAGAUACAGUCAAGACAGCUUCACCUGAUCGAUUGGCUACGAUUGUUCAAUUCAAAUCCCUUCAGUUACGUGAUAAACAAGCCAAGUUACGAGAAGAGAUUGUGAAAAACAUGGAAGAAGCCAAUCGACUGGCCAAUUCAGUUGACCGUACUUCUUAUCGUAAAAUCAUGAAAAAGACAUUACGUGAAGCCAAACUGACAGAAAAGCUGGAGAAGCAACAACGGCUGGAUCGAGAGAAAAAAGAAAAGCAACGUCAUUUGGAUUAUCUGCAGAGUGUAUGUAAUCAAGGUCGUGAUCUGAUUGGGUGGCAUAAAGCACAUCAGGCAAGGAUGGGUAAGCUAGGUAAAGCCAUUCUUCAGUUCCAUGCCCACAUCGAUAAAGAAGAGCAACGCAAGGCAGACAAAAGAUCCAAAGACCGUAUUCGUGCAUUACGUAAUGACGAUGAAGAAGCCUAUAUGAAACUAUUAGAUGAAGCUAAAGAUACUCGAUUGACCUUGUUGUUAAGACAGACAGGCACUUAUUUAGAGUCCUUGACAAAGGCAGUGGUUGAUCAACAGACAGAGAACAUGAACCUUGAUGACAGUCUAGAAGACAGAGAAGAGAUGGACGAAGAAAUGAUGUUGAUGGAUUCCAAUGGCAAGAAAGUAGACUAUUAUCGCAUGGCACAUCGUAUUCAAGAAAGAGUCUCUCAGCCUAGUAUUUUGACAGGUGGCCAAUUGAAAGAAUACCAAAUCAAGGGUUUACAAUGGAUGGUCUCCCUCUACAAUAACCGACUGAAUGGUAUUCUGGCUGAUGAAAUGGGUCUUGGAAAGACGAUUCAGACGAUCAGUUUGAUUACGUACCUGAUUGAAUUCAAGAAACAAAAUGGCCCUUUUCUUAUUAUUGUGCCACUCUCUACCUUGACGAAUUGGUCGCUUGAAUUUGCUAAAUGGGCUCCUUCUGUCACCAUGAUUUGCUAUAAAGGUACACCCGAUGUGCGUAAAGAGAUUCAAAAGAAACAAAUCAAGCACCGUGACUUCCAAGUGCUGUUGACCACAUUUGACUACAUCAUCAAAGACCGCCCUGUGUUAUCCAAGAUCAAAUGGCAAUACAUGAUUAUUGAUGAAGGACAUCGUAUGAAGAACACACAAUCUAAACUCACUAUGGUCUUGAGACAAUACUAUUUCUCUCGCUAUCGAUUGAUCUUGACAGGCACACCUCUUCAGAACAAUCUACCUGAAUUAUGGGCUCUUUUGAACUUUAUUUUGCCCAAAAUCUUUAAUUCAGUCAAGAGUUUUGAAGAGUGGUUUAAUACACCCUUUUCUAACCAAGGUGUACAAGACAAGGUUGAAUUGAAUGAAGAAGAACAAUUGUUGAUCAUCAAGCGUCUUCAUAAAGUAUUGCGUCCCUUUUUACUGAGACGUCUCAAAAAAGAUGUGGAAUCUGAAUUACCUGAUAAAGUUGAAACUGUCAUCAAAUGUAAACUAUCAGCACUUCAACUCAAACUAUAUUCUCAAAUGAAGAAACACGGUAUCUUGUUUGGUAGUAAUUCAAGCAAUGGUAAAACAAGCAUUAAGGGUCUAAAUAAUGCUAUUAUGCAACUUCGCAAGAUAUGUAAUCACCCUUUUGUGUUUGAAGAAGUAGAACGCGUGAUCAAUCCCUACAAGAUAAGCAAUGAGUUACUCUACCGUGUCUCUGGUAAAUUUGAAUUAUUGGAUCGUAUGUUGCCCAAACUUCGUUCUACGGGUCAUCGUGUGCUGGUAUUCUUUCAAAUGACACAGAUUAUGGAUAUUAUGGAAGAUUUCUGUAUUUAUCGUGGAUUUAGGCAUUUGAGAUUAGAUGGUUCAACCAAAUCAGAUGACCGAUCCAAUUUACUGCAUUUAUUUAAUGCGCCUGAUUCACCUUAUUUUAUGUUUCUACUCAGUACAAGAGCAGGUGGUCUGGGUUUGAAUUUACAGACAGCCGAUACAGUCAUCAUCUUUGACUCGGAUUGGAAUCCUCAUCAAGACCUUCAGGCACAAGACCGUGCUCAUCGUAUUGGCCAAACAAAAGAAGUCCGUAUUUUCCGUCUGAUUACAGAAAACUCGAUUGAAGAAAAUAUUCUAGCAAGAGCACAGUACAAGCUAGAUAUUGAUGGUAAAGUCAUUCAAGCAGGUAAAUUUGAUCAUCGCUCGACAGAAGAAGACCGUGAAGCCUUUUUGCGUUCUUUGUUGGAAGACAAGACAGUCACAAUAGAGACAAGAGAAGCAGAUGAAGAGAGUGAUGAGAUGGAUGAUGAAGAACUCAAUACGAUCCUAAAACGAUCUGAUCAAGAAUAUGCUAUUUUCACCAAGAUUGAUUUAGAAAGACAACGCACAGAUGCAGAAGAAUGGCGUCGUAAAUAUGGAGACAAUGGCAAGAAACCAGAAAGAUUACUUCAGGAAUGGGAAUUGCCCGAUAUUUAUCGUGAUGAGCAUAUACAUGACACAGAAGAUACCAUUGAAUCUGUGAUGGGCAGAGGACAGCGGUCUCGAGAAAAUGUACGCUAUGAUGAUGGUAUGACUGAAAAACAAUGGUUAAGACAAUUAGAGGAAGGCGAAGAAGAUGUACGAACAACAAAGCGAGCAAGACAAAACUAUUAAAGCAUGUUAUUGCCAAUGGGAGCGCUACAUUGUCAAAUCCAAUAAAGUUGAUUUAAAAUCCAUGCGCUUGAGUGAAAGAUGCCUAUUUUAUAGAUCUACAGUCAAUGCAACAUCACCCAAAAGUAAGAAACGAUCAAGCAAAAUAGCAUGGAUUAAGAAAUGAAUUAUCCUGAAAACUAAGGAGGAGGAGGAGGGGGGGGGUUUGUAGAUGAAUUAGGUUUUGAGAUUAACAUAAGGCCUUCUGGAGGGUGGCCUGCUAAGGUGUACUCUUGCUAUUACGAUCACUCCCAUCAUCAGAGCAGUUUCACAUACAGUUUUAGGUGUAAUUUUGUCGUGUCAAUAGAGCUUAGACAUCUACAGGAACACACAUCAGAAAGAUGAAAGAUAAAUUGCACAAACUGAAAAAGAAAAGCAUCAUCCAAGGUAAAGUAAAAACAAAAAUAAAAGGAG
Molecule: messenger RNA, 3946 nt
Organism: Gilbertella persicaria
Lineage: Eukaryota; Fungi; Mucoromycota; Mucoromycetes; Mucorales; Choanephoraceae
Product: SNF2 family N-terminal domain-containing protein
Exons: 5
Coding region: 74-3496 (1140 amino acids)
Biological process (GO): positive regulation of transcription by RNA polymerase II
Cellular component (GO): nucleus
Molecular function (GO): DNA binding; ATP binding; histone binding
Source: RefSeq, a predicted model, not a curated record